Molecule: messenger RNA, 3943 nt
Organism: Patiria miniata (bat star)
Lineage: Eukaryota; Metazoa; Echinodermata; Asteroidea; Valvatida; Asterinidae
Gene: fam114a2
Product: protein FAM114A2-like
Exons: 11
Coding region: 129-2351 (740 amino acids)
Source: RefSeq, a predicted model, not a curated record
GUUCAGACACUGGAACGUGUUUCGUGUUGACGUGGCCAAAUAUCCCUCGUUUGUGAACGUCUUUCCGAAGUUUUAACACUCGUUUGAGAGGGAGAUUGAAACAACUGUCUAUAAAAACCAUACCCAUCAUGGCAGACAGUGAAGAUGAAGAAGCUUUUCACAGUGCGGGAGAAGAAGAAGUCACUCCCCCAUCACAGAAAUCUGAAGAAAAACCAUCCAAAUCAGGACAACCAUCAUCGACUUCCUCAGGUGGUGCAUCUGGCAAGAAAGAGGUCCAAAAUGUAGGGAAACCAAAUUCGAAGAAAGCCAAAGGGAAGAAGGGAAAGAAAAAGAAAGCAUCAAUGAAUGACAAAGGAGACAACUCUGAAGAGAUGAAAGGAGAAGCCACAAUGUCUGAGAAAGAUGCCGCAGUUUCCUCAGAGACAGAUCAACAAGACACCAAGCAGCAGCCACAUUCCGAAACACAGUUGGAAGAGCAAAAUCAACCCGAUGCAGAUGUUGAAACUGCGGAAGGCGUCAAGAGUGAACUUAAGUCUGAUAAGAAAGAAGAACGAACCUCUGCUGUUGAAGACACACCACCAGAAAGUUCUAAGAAAGAAAACUUAAAAGAGCAAGAUGACUCAUCUCCGAAAAAGGAAGACAGUCAACCUGAGAGUGAACUCGCAGAAGAAGGUGGAGAUGCAAAAGCAAAAACAGACUCUCAGGUCCCUGAAGAGGAGGAACAAAAGCCACACGUCAAGGAAGAUGCUGAACAAUUGUUAGAAACGGGAAGCGAGAUAAACCGGGAUGCUCAGGGUGCAUCUCCAGAACCAAGUCAAGAUGAUGAUGAGAACAAGACGUUGGAAACAGAUGAAAGGACAGGUGAGAGUGCAUCCGCCUCGUCCAAACAGACUGAUGCUGCUGAAGAUGCUGAGGCAGGAGGAGGGAGGAGUAUCAUGGGAGCCCUUAGCAAACUGACGGGGGAGAAACCUGCAGAGAAGAAAGCCAGCGGGGGCGGCUGGGGGUGGGGAGGAUGGGGUGCCUCACUGGUCUCAUCAGUGUCUGCAGUAGGUCAUGGUUUGAGCUCAGUCAUCGAGAAUGUCGAAACCUCCCUGGGGCUGCCAAAACCAGAGGAGCUCACGGAGCAAGAAAAGAGGCAGCAGGAAUUCAUCGUAACCCUGGAUGAGCGAGGAGAAGGGAAGGAGGGCAAGGAAGAGGAUGGAGACAAAGAUGAGGACAAGGAUGAGGAGACAAAGGAUCCAGGGGAGGGAGAAGAGAUGGAGAGGGAUGGAGGCAAAGAGGGUGAAGAGGAAGGCGAUGAGAAACAAGAUCAAUCCACCCCAGAGGACCAACCCUCGGUCCCGUCCAGCAUGAAGGGAUUCCUGUCCCUCGGAGCCUCGGCCAUCACCAGCGUUGUUGGCAAGACGGUCACUGGAGGCCUGGAUGCCCUGGAGACCAUCGGACGUAAGACGAUGGAUGUCUUACAGGAGGGAGAACACAGACUGGAGGGCAGGCGGAGUGGGCAGAAGGGAAACCUGUCUGAGAUGUUGAGGGAUGCCAAGGAGGAGGCGGAGACUGCUGCCGUGUUGGAGGAGGAGGAAAGGGAAAGACAGAGGGCGCACUUCGGGAUCCUGUUUGAUAAGUACCAGGGUCUUGCACACCUAGAAGCCCUGGAAAUGAUCAGCAACCAGAGCGAGAGCAAAGUUCAGGGGUCACUGAGCACGCUCAGUGGGGAGGACCUUCAGAGUCUCAAGACGGAGCUGAUUGAAAUCAGGGAUGCAUUUCAGCUGGAGGAUUUGGAAUCAGAAGAGCAACCUGAAGGAAGCGAGCAGGAUUUUGUGAAUGCGAUCACGGAGCAUCUGUUUGGCGUGAGCGUAGCUUCAACUCCUGAUAAACUGCAAAGGGUUCAAAGGAGUGUUCAUGAAUGGUUGGCUGAGUGCAAAUCACAGCAAGAAGCCGCGCAGAAACAAGACACCAAGGAGCUGCACAUCAAGGCCAUCGAGACCCUUGCCGAGUUCUCCUCGAGAGUGAUAGAGCAGUUCCACAAGGCUUGUGAGUUGAUGCUCCUGCCACAGGACAGAGAACACACCAAGAAUGCUGUGCAGCGAGCUACCAGCCUCUCCAAACUGACAAGUGUCCUGGCCACAGAGGUCAGCAACCAAGCCUCCAAGUUUGCCGACUGCCUGAACCGUGAGGCAGCCAAUCAGGAAGAAGGGGCGGAGACGGCCGACGUCAACCCCCUCAUCACCAACAUCUACUUAGAGGCCUCAAACAGCACAUCCUACAUUCAAGACGCAUUUCAGCUGGUACUGCCUGUACUGCAGAUGGUCGCCAUAGAGAGGAAAAGAGAUGCGACGACCGAAACAUCAUGAAACAGAUCAGAUGGAUCACUCAACCCCUACAGUUUCAUCAAGUAAGCUUAGGGCCUUCCCUAAAUGUCCAAACUGAUAAGAAUAGAAUUUAUUUUUGUUGUUUUGUUUUCAGUGUUUAUUCUCAAAGUUUCACAGAGAUAAGAAUUGGUAAUGAAAAGAAAGGUUCCUUGAAUGUGCAACUGCAUUUUAGCUUGGAAGCCUUUGGAAAUUUAAAAAGAGAAGACAAUGAAGAAAUGGUCAGUUUUGUCCAGAAUGGUAUUCCAGGGAAUCAGGCAGGGACUGAAAAAAUCCAGUCCUUGGAUGGCCUGAUUGGAAUUGAGGUCACAAAAGUCCGGGGGGGGGGGGGGGGGGAGAGAAGUACAGCGCUGGCCGGAAUGAGUGACGAGGAGUUCUUAGAUAUGUUGGGUUUUUGGUCAUAACUUUUUAAAGCCACCUAUGACAACAUUGGCCAAAUUUCAACCGUUAAGCAGAAGCUACUGCAAGGAAGUUAGGGUUAAAAAGCGUCAUCUUCUGUCAGCUACGAACAAAUCCCCCAUAAAUAUUCAUCACAUAACAGUUCAGUUAUCAAGCUGUAAUGGUUUUACAAAACCUUUCUGCACUCAGCAGUUUUCAGAGCUUCAGCAGCCUCAUAAAAUUGGCCCAGGAUUUGCAUGAUAAAUACAGUGUGGUAGUCAAGGGCGGAUCCAGAACACAAUUUUUUUGGGGGGGGGGUUCAAAAUUUUUGGAUUCUAGAUGCUCUGUGGUGUGAUCUGAGGCAAUUUCUGUCCACUAUAACCAUUUUUUUUAAGGAAAUGGUUGUUGUGUACACAGUGCCUACCUUUAUUGCGACAUCACUCAAAAAAAAAAAAAAUGGGUUCGUUUUUUUUUGGGGGGGGGCCAUGACCCCCAUUACCCCCCCCCCCCCCUCCCCGGAUCCGCCCUUGGUAGUAAUCUAUGCCUAUUACACACCUAUCAUUUGUUUACACACAAUUGCACACAAUUGUACACAAAGGCUUUGGGUCAAAAUCAAGUCUUUUGGGUAUUCACUAUACAGGCUGUUGUACAGCUGAAACAUUAAAACAUAUAUUUAUUUUUUCAGUUUAACCAUCAAAACGGAAAAAAAGUAAUCAAUUACUAUUUAAUCUUUAUUUAAUCUAAUUAAAUUUAGGUAGAAUUACUGUUCAAAUUGUAAAGAAUAAGUUACAUGUAACUAUCGAUACUUUUAUAACUAUUUUAACAAAGAUGUUUCAGAAUCAAGAGAAAGUCUAAUUUAAAUGUUAGUAAGAAAAUACCGAAAGCCUAGUUUUAUAUAUAUUUUAUUUUGGGGGUUACUGAAGUUUUAGUUGCCUGUUGUUUCAUUCUCUUUCUCUACCUAUCCUACUUUGUUUCUUAAGCUUGCAAGUUUAUUUUAGAAAAAAUCAUUACCCAUUCAGAAAUUUCUUUUGCCAUCUUUAUUCUGGGAAUUUUUCUCUCUUUUUUCUUUUUGCCUUUUCUGUUUUAAGUUUGCCCUGUUUCUACAUUGUAUUUACAAAAUUCAAUAUCAGUAUUUUGUUAUGUGCAGCACAUUGCACAAGGCUAAAGUGAAUAAAAGAUAUGAAGCAUGGUUAUUCCUA